Molecule: messenger RNA, 265 nt
Organism: Entrophospora sp. SA101
Lineage: Eukaryota; Fungi; Glomeromycota; Glomeromycetes; Entrophosporales; Entrophosporaceae
Source: the annotation of a GenBank genome assembly
AUGGAUGAUAAUAAUGAUGAUGACCUUUUUUCACUACUUAUCACGAAAGAAGAAUACAAAACAUAUUUAUCAAAUACAAAAGAUAGUCCGUUUCCUCCGUAUGAAGUUUUUGAAAAAAUCAUAUCUGUUAAUGAUCCAGAGAAGAUGUUAAGAAUAAUCCGGGAUAAUAUAGAUGAUGUAAACAUACAAAAAAGAUGGGCACAAACAUUUAUUUAUGCCAGGGUCCCUGAAAAGUCUUACAAAUUUGUAAAUCAUAAUUAUAAUC